UUGCUUACAAUCCAGAAGCUUAAUCAUUCUAGAUUAUCGCAGACAGACAAGCAAAAAAUAGGAGCGCAUCGGUAUUUCUUUGGGAGUAAAGUGGAUAGCAGUAACACCUUGUUCCUUUAUUAUUUCCCUUAUUUUUUGUUUCAUUUCAUAUAACCCCGCCAUCUUUAUUUCCCUUUCUUAUAUUUUGUAGUUGAAAAAUAAAAAUAUUGGUUUUGCCUGUAUCGCCUUUCGCUUGUUGAUGGUUCUGUAUGAUUUUUGCAUCCCUCCAACGCAUGUUCGUUGUGUCUCUGAGCCGUAUAUGACUCGCAUCUCUACACCCUCUCACAUUUCAUUAAAAUUCAUUAAUAAAUUGUUUCCACAUUCCUCUUUCCAACCGCUUCGGCUUUCUUUAGGUGGCACACCGCUUGUACCUGCUAUUGGUAGUGGUGGCUCUCCUGCGGUAUUACGACGCAACGGCAAUGGCGCCGCUCUUGCGUCAGCUGGCACACCAGGCACCACUUUGCACAACAACCCGCCUCCGCCACUUUACUCGCCAACUCCCAACGCCGUGUUGGUACCUGCCUCCGUCAAUGGUAAUGUCACAAGCGCCGCCAGUGCUGCUGGCAGUAGUGGAACAAGUGGCGCAUUGACCGGCACAACUGCCGGAAGCCUAAGUACGUCCGGCAGCGCUGGCACUAGUGGCGCCGCAGCGAACAGCGCGCAAGAGUUUUCGUUCAAGGCCAAGCAGGAGGUUUAUGUGCUGCAGCGCAUCUCCGAGUUACAACGAGAGGGAUUAUGGACUGAAAAACGGUUGCCAAAACUGCAAGAGCCCAGCCGCCCGAAGGCACAUUGGGACUAUUUGUUAGAGGAGAUGGUUUGGUUGGCAGCGGAUUUUGCGCAAGAGCGCAAAUGGAAGAAAAAUGCUGCCAAGAAAUGCGCCAAAAUGGUGCAGAAGUACUUCCAGGACAAAGCGAAUGCAGCACAGAAGGCGGAGAAGGCACAUGAGGCACACUUGAAGCGGAUAGCGGCCUUCCUCUCCAAAGAGGUGAAAAUGUUUUGGUCAAAUGUGGAGAAAUUGGUGGAAUACAAACAUCAUACGAAGCUCGAGGAGAAGCGUAAAAAGGCGCUUGAUCAGCAUUUAAGCUUCAUUGUCGAUCAGACAGAGAAAUUCUCACAGCAGCUGGCCGAGGGCAUGAAUAAAAGCAUAAUAGAAACAGCUGCGGGGGCUAGUGGUGCGCCAAGCAUGGAUUCGAGUAGGAUAUCAUCGCCUAAGCGUGAGACCGCGGGCAAUGGGUCUGAUGAUGAUUUCCGUCCAGAAUCUGGAUCAGAAGAUGAUGAGGAAACAAUUGCCAAAGCUGAAGAGGAAGCGGCAGACGUCAAGGAAGAGGUUGCGGCCUUAGAAAAAGAAUCUCAAAUGGAUCUUGAUGAUUUUCUGAAAGAUCUGCCAAAAGGCUACUUAGAAAAUCGCGAUAAAAUUUUACUUGAGGAAGUUGACCCCAAAAGCAGCCAAGAAGAUGACGCAGACGACACCGAGUUCGAAGCAAAUGAAGACAGCGAUGACGAUGAGAACACGAUUAGCAAACAAGAAGAAGAAGAAAAAGAUAUCGAUCAUCAGAAAGAAAUUGAUGAGUUGGAAGCGGAUAACGACUUAACCGUCGAACAGCUGUUGGAAAAGUACAAAUCGGGCAAGAUUGAUGAACCAAAAGGAACGUUGACGCGAAGAAGAGGCGCAGCGCCGCCGGCAAAGAAACGCGCCAAAAUGGAAAUUGACUCGGACGAUGAUGAAGUGGAGAAUGACACCAGUAGCAGCGAAGGCACUGUGGUGGAAACUGAAAGUGAGUCAGAUAACGAGGAAGAGACCAAUGACGAAGAGAAUUCCUCGGACGUAAGCGAAGAAAAUGAACAGGAAGAUGGACUGAAGAGUCUGUUGGAAGAUGUAAGUUUAGUGGGCUUGUGUGCUUUAAUUUUUAUUGAGACUAUUCUUCCUUCUACCUUGCAGACCGAGGGCAACAGCAAAGAUGACAUGAUUAAAGAUGCCGCCGCUCUAGCCGAAAGCAUACAACCUAAGGGUAAUACGCUGUCUUCAACAAAUGUGGUCACGCCGGUGCCAUUUCUGCUUAAACACUCACUACGUGAGUAUCAGCACAUUGGUUUGGAUUGGCUUGUCACCAUGAAUGAACGUAAAUUGAACGGCAUACUCGCUGAUGAAAUGGGUUUAGGUAAAACCAUUCAGACGAUAGCGCUGCUAGCGCAUUUAGCAUGCGUUAAAGGCAAUUGGGGUCCACAUCUGAUUGUCGUGCCAUCAUCGGUGAUGCUCAAUUGGGAAAUGGAAUUUAAGAAAUGGUGUCCGGCAUUUAAGAUACUCACAUACUAUGGCACGCAAAAAGAGCGUAAGCUUAAGCGUGUGGGCUGGACAAAACCUAAUGCAUUCCAUGUGUGCAUAACAUCCUACAAAUUGGUGGUGCAGGAUCAGCAGAGUUUCCGUAGGAAAAAGUGGAAAUAUCUGAUAUUGGAUGAGGCGCAAAACAUUAAAAAUUUCAAGUCGCAACGCUGGCAGCUGCUGCUAAAUUUCUCCACAGAAAGACGUCUAUUGCUCACCGGCACUCCACUACAAAACGAUUUAAUGGAAUUAUGGUCGCUUAUGCACUUUCUAAUGCCAUAUGUGUUUUCAUCGCAUCGCGAAUUUAAAGAGUGGUUCUCCAAUCCUAUGACCGGUAUGAUUGAAGGCAACAUGGAGUACAAUGAAACGCUCAUAAGCCGACUGCACAAGGUCAUACGCCCUUUCUUGCUGCGACGUCUCAAAAAAGAAGUCGAAAAGCAAAUGCCCAAGAAAUACGAGCACGUCGUAAUGUGUCGCUUGUCGAAUCGUCAACGCUAUUUGUAUGAAGAUUUUAUGAGCCGCUCAAAAACUAAGGAAACACUGCAAACAGGCAAUCUACUAAGUGUCAUCAAUGUGCUUAUGCAGCUACGUAAAGUCUGUAAUCAUCCAAAUAUGUUUGAAGUACGUCCAACCAUUUCGCCAUUUCAAAUGGAAGGCAUAACCUAUGAAGCGCCAAGGCUAGUUUAUAAUUUGCUGGAUUACGAUCCAUUCACGCGCAUCGAUUUGCAUUCGUUAAAUUUACUUCUAAUUGAUUUGGAACUCACCCUCACUGCUUACGUUUCGCACAAGUCACGCGUUCUGGAGCCACCCCGUAAGCUAAUUGAGGAAAUCGACAGUGCACCGGCGCCGCCACCACCCUGCCCGCGUGGCAAAUUCAAAUUUUACAUACGUGUACGCGAUCAGCAAGUGCAGCAGAAUCUGAGUCAGCACAGCACGGCUAUGGUACGCGUCGGCGCUAGUCCUGCUAUGCGUACAGAUGGCAAGAAAGUAGUACCAUUGCGUGAAACGAAUACAGCAAAUUUGCGACUUGUAAAGCGUUUGAACAAUAUAAACCCCGUUAACACGUCCAAAUUGCCCGCCUUGUCGAUGGCACCUUCAACAUCCACUUCGGCGGCCAUUUCACUGGCCAGCAGUGGUGUUGGUGGUAGCAUACGCACCGCCUCGGGCAUAUCAGUAACGCGCGUACAAGUCGCACCACAAGCGAGCGCUAAUUUGACGCCACCUGCGGCAAAAAUCGCCAAGCUGGUGCAGCAUGGCAGCGGUAAGCCGUACUUCCUGGUAACAUCUUCGGCAGGUAGCAGUUCGUUGAGCGAUACCGUGAGUGGAAGUAACGCUUCGGGUAGCCGUUUAACGUUGGUGUGCAAAAGCGGCAGUGGCAACACCAGUUUAACCGCUAUGAGCGCGAGUAGCAGUGGGAAGAGCGGCAUAAGCAUUAAGCCAAAGCCGGAAAAUUCGAAAUUAUUAACCACUAUUGCGCAGCAGGUGAAGAGCACCACCACCGAUACUGGAGGAACCGACGAUUUGGGGAACGCGAUGGAUGUUGAUGAGCCAGAAACUGCAGGAACCGAAACGUCCGAGUCCGAUCCAAUAUAUAAUAUGCAAAAAAUAUUGGAAAAGCGUAAGGAGCAGCGUUUGGCGCGCCUCAAAUUGGUUGCUGCUGUGAAUCGACGCUGCAUAGAGGGUGUGCCUAUAUAUGGGGCGGACUGUCGCGAAACACUGACGAAAUGUGUGAGGCCGAGCCAGACACUGGAGUACUCCAGCUGGCAAACGCGAAGUCACACCAACUGUUGUACAGCCAUGGCGCGGCGCGAUUGCUGGACGCUCAGCAAAAUAAUCAAAUCAUAUGAGAAGCGCGUUGAAGAUCUGCGACAAACCUUCAGCAAUUUCGUCAUCUAUGUGCCACCGGCGUGUGCGCCGCGCAUACGCUUCUACGUUCAGCAUCUCACAUCGGGACGUUUGCAACGUGAGCGUAGAAUUGAAAACACUGUCGCACAAUAUUGUUCACCCAAGCUGACAUUGCUGCAUCCAGUCAUCUCUGCGAUGACCACACAGUUUCCAGAUCCUCGUCUCAUACAAUACGAUUGCGGCAAAUUACAAACCCUUGAUCUGCUGUUGCGUCAACUGAAAUCCGGACAACAUCGUGUGCUGAUAUUCACACAAAUGACAAAAAUGUUGGAUGUGUUGGAGGCGUUCCUUAACUACCAUGGACACAUCUACUUGCGGUUAGACGGUUCGACGCGCGUCGAACAGCGUCAAGUGCUAAUGGAGCGCUUCAAUGGCGACAAACGCAUUUUCUGCUUCAUAUUGUCGACACGUUCCGGUGGCGUUGGUGUUAAUUUAACCGGCGCGGAUACUGUGAUAUUUUACGAUUCCGAUUGGAAUCCAACUAUGGACGCGCAAGCGCAAGAUCGUUGCCAUCGUAUUGGUCAAACACGUGAUGUGCACAUCUAUCGGCUGGUGUCUGAGAAAACAAUCGAAGUGAAUAUACUAAAAAAAGCGAAUCAAAAGCGCAUGCUAAGCGAUAUGGCGAUCGAAGGUGGCAACUUUACGACCACUUAUUUCAAGAGUUCCACCAUCAAAGAUCUUUUCAAUUUGGAACAAGGCGAUCAAGAUGGCGGCGAAACAGCUGCAGUUGUUGGUGUGGCUAACGGCGGUCGUGCGGAGAAACCAACAACUUCUUCAGCAAGUGCGGCAGCAAUUGUCAGUGAGCUGGGCAGUGAAAUUGAGACGGAAAAGCAGUCGUUGCGUGCGUUUGAGAGCGCUCUAGCUGCUGCCGAAGACGAGCAGGAUGUGCAGGCAACCAAGACAGCGAAGGCGGAGGCGGCUGCCGACUUGGCAGAAUUCGAUGAGACCAUACCCAUCGAUGAAACGACAACGGCAGACGGCGCUGCAGCAGUGGAGAUGAGUAAAGCGGAUUUGGAAAUGCAAAAUCUCGUGAAGCAGCUCUCGCCUAUCGAGCGCUACGCUAUGCGUUUCGUUGAAGAAACCGGUGCAGCAUGGACCGCCGAACAACUGCGUGCAGCCGAGGAAGAAAUCGAAGCUCAAAAGCGCGAAUGGGAAGCCAACCGCUUAGCUGCAUUGCAAAAGGAAGAGGAGAUGCUGAAAAAGGAGGCUGAAGCUGAUGAAAUGCUCACCUACAAUCGCAAGGACGCAAGCAAUCAGGUUAAUAAUAAAAAUCAAGGAUCUACAAUUAGAAGAAAAGCUAUGAUUAAGUCGAACAGAAGAGUACUUAAAAAACAGUUAGGGCGAGGUAAAGUUGAUAGGCGCCGGCGUAGCAGUGAGGCUGCUACUACUCUGGCGACAAGUAGCCGUGCGGUGAGAGCACGCCAGAAUAGUAAUAUGUCGAAGAGGCGAGCACCAGUGAAAACUCGUAGAGGGACUAAUCAGUGUUUGCGUGGUAAAACAGUCAGAGCAGGCAGGGCCAACAAUGCCAGUAGUAAGAGUAGAGGUAAUAGUGUUGAGCGUGAGAAAGAACCAGCGAGGAGUGUGCAAGGUUCUGCUAAGGGUAGUAAUAUGCGCAGAGCAAAGAGGUCGCCCUCACCAACAGCAUCGGAAGAUGAUUUGGAGACGGCGACAACAGUGAAAUCCACUAGAAAGACAACGCGCACGUCAAUGGCAGCAGCUGCAGCCGCUACAACAGCAGAUACAGAUUGCGAUAUAUUGUCGAACGAUGGGACGACAAAUGAUAAACGCGUAACUGCUGCGGGGGUAAGGAGAAACGCGACGGGUGUGAAAAAUCAAAGACUGCUGAAUCGCCGCUUGCUCCGGCUCAAAGCGAAUUCUGUUGCGACGACGCAAAUGCGAAAGCGUAAAAUAAGCGGUGGUGCUGCUGCAGCAAAGUCACCCCCAGCCAAGAGAAAACCAGUUGAAAAGUUGACGAACAGAAGCGCAGCUCAGCGGCGUCAACUGCGCAACAGUCCGCAGAAGAAUGCGAGUGCAAAUAAGUCUAAGUCUAAUCGCCGCAGAGAAAGCGAAAGUGAUGAUAAUGAGGACGAAGAAGAGGAGGAUGAUGAUGAAGUAGCCGCUAGCGAUGAUAAAGAGGAGAUCGAGCAAUCGGCCAGUGAAAGCGAACAUAUCCAAGACGACAGUGAUAAGGACGAAGCUGAAGAUGAUAGUGAGCAGGAAGCUGCAGAAGAUAUUGGUACAGCGGCUAGUGCGGAAGAGGACGAUACGGAAAAUGAGAAUAUGAAUUACGACAGCGCACAUAGCCAUUGCAGUGAAGAUUUGAGGGAAGAAGAAAGUCAAGAGGACGUGAGUGAAGAAGAAGAGGAAAAAGCAAAGACUGCGCGCAAAAAAUCGCCAAGGAAAUACUCACCGCACUGGAAGUACAACUCACGGGCUAACAAUGUUACACCGCCGCCGCCAGCUGCUAUCACUGAAGACGAAAGUGCCGCCGCCGCCACUGCCGAGGGCGAGGAGAGUCAGAAUGAUGCCUCCAGCUAUGUAACAGUGCUCGAUACUGCCGAACACGACUUCGAUGAUGACGUAGAUGAGGAUGAAGAGAUCGUAUAUGUGAGCGACAAUAAUGCUAAUGACGAUAACGUUAACGAUAACGACAGUGAAAAUGAGAAAACUGACGCGCGAACACGUGCAUUUGUGAAUGAACGACGACGAAACGAUUCGGAGGCGCCCACCAAUUCAAACAGUUUGGACGUGUGGAAUGCACACACGCAAAUACAGGACACCACUAUGACGAACUCGACAUAUUACAACGUGUCGGACGAAUCAGACUCCGAUGAAAAUGAGACGCCUCUCGCGCACUUGAACGCCUCGGCGACAAAGCGCGGUACGGCGAAUAGCAGCUUGUCGGCAACUAAGGCCACAGCCACGAAUGUGACGUUAACACCUGCAGCGUACCAGAACCACGUCGAUGUCAACAGUCCGCGUACGCGUUCACGCGGUGCGGUGAAAAUCAAUCUGUGGACAUUAGAUGUGAGUCCGGUGCUACCAGAUGUGCGAUCAGGUGCCACGCGAAUGUCAAAAAAAGAUACACAAACACAAAACCGACGUGGUCGAGUGGUGGCCGCAACAAAAGUCGCAUCGGCAACGGAAGCGGCGGCGAGUAGAGAGCAAUGCGAAGACGAAAUGGGCGAAGAAGAGCACCUGAUGGACAGUGAUGCGGAGAAUGCCACCUCCAAUCACAAGCCUCGGCCAGUGAGUACGACUGUGCAAACAACAGUUGUAAGUACGCCGAAUUGUAGACGAGCGGCAGCAGCGACGAUAACAACGUUGAAACUUAAUGCAGCAACGACCCAUCGGCGACGGCAACAAAAGCCGCGUGUCGCCGUUUCUGCUGCUAAUAUACGUACUGGCACAACGACAUUACACCGUUGGCUGCUCAAAACCACGAAAACUACCAGAGCUGCUGACGUGGACGCCAGCUCAGAAGCGGACGAAGGAGAAAUACUCGAUCCGCUGGCCGACAAUAGUACGCUCUCAAGCAUGGAUUCUACAGGAUCGAUAACGAUGGCGAAAGUGACAGCCAAAAGGAGUAGUAAUGGCCCGACAUGAUGCAACAAUAUCGCCGCUCCUAACGCGUUUGGUUACACAUAGUAGAAGACUAUUUAGAGACGAUUAGUGUCAUUUCAUGCUGCUGCUGCUGCUGCUGCUGUUGCUGUAGCGCGCUGCUAAAAAUGAUGUACCGAGUACGGAGACAGACAGUAUUAUAAGUACACUGUAUCAUCUAUCGCUGUUGUGCAUUGUGGUGCGUUGUUGUGGUCUUUUUAAUAGGAUAAACUAUUGCAAGCUGGCUGCCUGCCUCUGCCAGUGAUUGUUGAGCAAGCGAGCGGGCGGGCAGGCAAAACUUUCACGCAAUGAAUGCGCACGCGCAUGCGCUAGAAGUUGGCUAGGGAGCCGCAGGAGAGUGUGUGCGUCCACAAUUGAAAGUUUUGUUUGCCCACCCUUGAAGCUACCCUUGGCCGAGCGAUUUUUUUUAAUGUGGGUGGUUUAGAGAAAAAGGUUAAAACGUGCAAGCGCCACACACACACACACACACAAACCGGCGUUCAGUUGAGGAAAUCACUAUAUUUAAAAGUAGAUACAGGUUCAUGCAAUUAAUUGUAAAAAUAGUAUAUAUAUAAAAAAAAAACUAUACAUAAAAGCGAAUCCAAUGCUAAAUCUUGUAAAUACAUAUGUAUGUUUAAUUGCUAGGUAGUUAGGGGACACUCUUAAUUGCAAAUUAGUUGGCAAGAAAUAAAAAAAGGUUUAGAGGAGUUAACGUUAUAGUGAUCGAUGUGGAAAUUAUCAUUUGACAAUGUUUAUGGAAAGAGAGAGAGAGGCGGAGACAGAGAGGGUGGGGCUUGAAGCGGAAGUGAAGUGGAAAAAAACUCAGUACUACAGCUUUUACUAUGAGACAUUGAAUGCAAAAAUGCAAUACUUGGAUUUCUGUUCGUUUUAGUUAACUGUUUCAACAUGUGAAAUCGCUAUUUAAUUAUUAUUUUUUCAUAAGCUCGUCAAACUUUUAUUAAGUGUUUAGUCACUUAUUUUCGCUGUAUUUGUAUUGGCAUAAAGCGCUACAGCGCUUGGACGAUCGCAAAUCUUUACUUCCAUUGCUAGAUGCUGCGUUUCAUAGUAAAAUUUGCUGUGUGCGCAAAAACAAAAUACAAGAAAUAAAAUAUUAACAAAAGCGACCGCUGUGCGUUCCAUAGUUCCAAUUAGAUUUUAUUUUAGCAAUCGACUUUAUGUAUUAAGCCUAAAAUAUCAAUUGGUACACAAUACAUAUACGAGUAUAGAAAAAAAGAACAAAAAAAUAAUAAUUAAAAAAGUAGGGUUUACGCGCGUUAGUUACUUUUUUCUCGAAAGUGUAUCAUUACAGCAUUUGCAUAUCCGUAUCGGGUACACACAUUUUUUUCUUACCUUGUUAACAUUCAUUUAUGUUGUUGAAUUUUUUAUAUUUUAUGCUUGUAUUGGCAAAAAAAGUUGAUUUUUUUUUUUUUAAUUGAGAUUAUGUUGUUUAAAUUAUACGCAUUUCAUGCACGCAGCAUUAUUAGAAAUUAGAAGAAUUUAUUUUUCAUAAUUCUACAGAACAAUUAUUAAAUUUAUUGACAAGCAAAUUUUUGCGAAAAAAUUUAAAUUCUUUCCUUAUAGCUUUUUCUCUUGUUGAUACUUUUUUUUGCAUAUCCGAAUUCAACAUUGAUUUCUGACAAA
Rhagoletis pomonella (apple maggot) is the source of this 9505-nucleotide messenger RNA. RefSeq names its product helicase domino-like. Gene Ontology annotation, cellular component: Swr1 complex. The coding region runs from base 239 to 7870 and encodes 2543 amino acids. Gene Ontology annotation, molecular function: ATP-dependent chromatin remodeler activity; ATP binding; histone binding. The record is from RefSeq and is a predicted model, not a curated record. Lineage: Eukaryota; Metazoa; Arthropoda; Insecta; Diptera; Tephritidae. The transcript has 7 exons.